AUGGAUUUCGUCAGGGGUUUUUGGAAGAAGCAUCGAAGAAAGGUUUUUGUGACGGCUGGUUGUUUGGGAAGUGGAUAUUUGCUCUACAAACUAUACAUUUCUCAUACUCGUAAGCUUGCCGAUUUGGAACGAGAGCUCGCUAACGAGCGUGAAAAUGACGAACUCAUCAAAACACAAAUGAGAGCUCAUUUCGAGAGUAUUCAGAUGAUUGUGGACUCGACCACACUGCCUCACGCGAUGCGGUGUUUGAGUGUUCGUAUUAGCGAAGAGAUCGAUGUCUCUAAUGUUAUGGAGAGUCUGGAUAAAGGGAAAGGAAUGUUGAGUUCGUCUGAGAAGCUUCAGCUCUGGGACGAGCUCAAGAUUUUGAGUUUCACGAGGAUGGUUUUGUCUGUGUGGUCAGUGACAAUGCUAAGCUUGUACAUUAGGGUUCAAGUCAACAUUUUAGGCAGACAUUUGUAUGUUGACACCGCACGAGCUCUUGGCAGCUCCCAUUUACUUGAAGAGUUAGAUCUCAUUGAUAGAGAUGAUGAACAGAAGUUCUUAUCAAGUGCUGAUUUUCUCGUGACAAAUGCAAUGCCGAGUUUGAUUACAGAUAUGCAGGGUGCAGUCAGAGAGGAAGAGUUAGAUCUCAUUGAUAGAGAUGAUGAACAGAAGUUCUUAUCAAGUGCUGAUUUUCUCGUGACAAAUGCAAUGCCGAGUUUGAUUACAGAUAUGCAGGGUGCAGUCAGAGAGGUUCUUAAAGGAAAGCAGUUAAAGGAUGUAAUGACCACAAGGGUUCUUCAAGAAACGGUGAUACGGAUAAUGGAUGUGUUCAUGAGCAGUGGAAGUCCACAUCACUGGGUUGAUUACUUGAUGAUGCCUCAAGCCACAAAGCUUUCAAGAAACUCAAGUGGCUCUUCUUCUGAUGAAACUGUGAACAAGUUUCACCAACUCAUGGUUGAAACCAGAGCAGUACUCAUCAGCAAUGAAUUCACAAAUAUAGCUCAAAUUUCGCUAAAGUGUUUCACGGAUGCGUUGGUGGAGGAAAUGGAAACGCAGAGUGAAGCUGGUGGUGGUUUAGCUACCGGAAUGCCAUUGGCGAAGGUGUUACCACAGAUUGAGAAGACGAUACCUGUGAUUACAGCUGAACCGGGCAAGAACCGGUUCUUGAAACUCAUCAGAGAUCUGUCUGAAGUUCAGCUUUUUUUUACUCUUUUAUACGCUAAUAUGCCUCAAUAG
Molecule: messenger RNA, 1218 nt
Organism: Microthlaspi erraticum
Lineage: Eukaryota; Viridiplantae; Streptophyta; Magnoliopsida; Brassicales; Brassicaceae
Source: the annotation of a GenBank genome assembly